AUGUCGUACGGAUCCAUAAGUGCGUCGGAAGGGUCUACGAAGGGCUCCGACACCCUCGUUCAAUCGUCGCAGGUUAGAGACCACCUUGAAAAUGGAAUCGUGACCCCCGCGCCUGUCGGUGACGGCGAGCAGGUGCAGACAGAAGAAAGUCUUGCAGAGCACGGAGAUGCACAGCACCAGACGAUAUGGCAGAAAUUCAAGAGAUUUUAUGAGAGGAAUAUAGGCCUAUUUUUCGUGUUCCUUGCCCAAGUCUUCGCAUCGCUGAUGACCAUGGCAACACGGUUGCUGGAGACGGGCUUCGAGACCAAAUUCCACGCCUUACAGAUUAUCUUCGUACGCAUGCUCGCCACGGCAGUACUGGGUUCUCUGUGUAUGUGGUAUAAGAAAGUGCCCGAUUUUCCGCUCGGACGUCGCGAUAUUCGCGGCCUCCUGGUGUUGCGGGGACUGACUGGCUUCACAGGCCUCUUCUGUUCCUAUUACUCGCUAUCAUAUUUGAACAUAUCGGACGCCACGGUGAUUUCUUUCUUGGUGCCAACUAUGACCGCCUUGGUGUGUUUCAUAGCUCUAGGGGAACCAUUCACGAUAAAAGAGGCCGUAGCAGGUCUGAUUGCAUUUAGUGGCGUGCUCUUCAUCGCCCGACCUACGUUUCUCUUCCCGCAGCACAGGGUACAGGAACCAGAGCUCGAUGGAACGAGGCUAUUCAUGGCGGACCAGCCCAAGGGCAUAGUCCCUUCCGUACCGGCGACACCCGCUGAGCGUACGGUCGCCGUUCUCUUGGCUGUCAUCGGUACCUUUGGUGCUGCGGCGGCGUACUCCACUAUUAGAGUCAUCGGAAAGCGCGCGCACUCGCUCGUGAGCGUCAACUACUUUGCUGUCCUUGCGACAGUCGGUUCAUUCGUCAUCAUUCUUGUCCUUCCAGAUUUGCACUUUAAGAUUCCUCAGACUGUUGCGCAAUGGCUCCUCCUGACAGCUAUAGGCAUUGCCGGUUUUCUGCUUCAGUUCCUAUUGACAGAGGGCUUGCAGAGAGAGAAAGCGGGCAGAGCAACGAAUUUCAUAUACACGCAAAUGGUUUUUGCGCUCAUACUUGAACGGGUGGUCUGGGGCACGACGCCUCCAGCUGAAAGUCUCUUCGGCAGCGCCUUAAUUAUCGGGUCGGCGAUAUGGGUUAGUUUGCAGAAGAGCGAGACAACUACUGAGCAGAAAGCUCGGGUCGUCGACGAAGAGCGGAGCUUGUUAGGAGCUGAAGCUCCUACAGAGAAUCGCGGAGAUUGA
Molecule: messenger RNA, 1272 nt
Organism: Daldinia caldariorum
Lineage: Eukaryota; Fungi; Ascomycota; Sordariomycetes; Xylariales; Hypoxylaceae
Exons: 6
Coding region: 1-1272 (423 amino acids)
Cellular component (GO): membrane
Source: RefSeq, a predicted model, not a curated record